AUGGACGAAGAGGAAAAUCUUCACAUUGAUCAGGACAAUGGUCUUGGUUCCGAUCUUCCUCAUUUUAUCCAGCCCUUUCCAGCAAACAUAAGUACUGGCGAUCUCCAAUAUCUUCAGUUGAAGGGAGUGUUAGCUUUACCGCCACUCGCAGUUCAAGACGCCUUUAUCGACGCAUAUAUAGAGCAUGUUCAGCCUCGGUUUCAUCUAAUCAGCAUCACUGAUUUAUACCGAAUGGUGAAUCAUCGCAAUGAUAUAGGCCCAGAGAUAAGCCUAUUAUUGUUUCAUGCAGUAUUAUAUGCUGCUGCUGCAUUUGUGGACUUGCAUUUUAUUCAAAAUGCGGGAUACGCAUCGCGUAGAGUCGCGAGGAAACAUCUAUACGAUAAGACUCGAUUGCUGUACACUAUUGGCUAUGAGAAGGACUAUCUCGUCGUGGUACAGUCCCUCUUACUACUAGCUGGCUGGUAUCAAACGCCAAACGAGCAUAAAGACAGCUGGUAUUGGGUUGGUCUGGCUAUAAGCACAGCACAGAGCACUGGAUUGGAUAAGAAUCAAACUGAGCAAACCGAAUUAUCUACCACUCGAACACACUUGGGAAGGCGAGUCUGGUGGUCAUGCUUGAUGCAUGAUCGCCUCAUUGCACUCGGCCUGCGAUACCCUUCAAGGUUAAAAGAAGGGGAUUACGACGUAGAUAUGCUCCAUGAGACUGAUUUUGAGUACGACGGCGUGGUCGAGCACAGCACCGCUCGCAGUAGCUUCCUUGGCCAAUAUAUUAACCAACUUCCUCAGUUGGCUUCUAUAUGUAUAGCAAGGGCUAAACUGUGCGUUCUCAUCGGCGAAGUUCUCCAUGAGCAAUACUUUAUUCUUCCUUGCUAUGAUCGUGCCCCGGGCACCAUAAAACGGUCUAUCAUGUUAUCACCAAGGAAGAAAUUCGAUAAUUUCAACUCGGCAGAUCUGAUAUAUUCGCAAUUAUGCAGUUGGAGGAGAGAACUACCUUACAGUUGCUGCUCGGAUGGGCAACUCAAACUGACCACUGGCGCUGAAAAGACGCCGGCUUCAUUACAGGGAAUCCUGCUCCAAAUGGAGUUUUACACUGCAGUAUCUGCUCUCUUCCGGCCUUAUGUUAAUCGGACUUUUAAUAACAACACCAGCCUUUCCAUACAGGAUCGGAAAUCGUGCUGCCGCCGCGUGCGGGACGCGGCCACGGAGGUCACCAAAUUGUUGACUAAUCUAGAACAAUCGGACUUAUACAGAUACAUGCCCAGCACCGGGGUCUCUAUUACCGUUUCAGCAGCCGUUGUUCAUCUUGCGGACGUGGUAGGAUUCAAUCCAUCCAAUCAUGGAAAAGCGCUGGCCUGUUUUCAGCUUUGCAUGCUCGUCCUCGAUCGCUUGCGGGAAAUCUACGUGGAGGCCGAUUACGCCAGCAACUACCUAAGCAACAUAUCAAAGAGUGCUACGCGAUCGGCAUGCAUUGCAUAG
Clonostachys rhizophaga is the source of this 1476-nucleotide messenger RNA. The record is from the annotation of a GenBank genome assembly. NCBI's taxonomy places the organism in Eukaryota, Fungi, Ascomycota, Sordariomycetes, Hypocreales, Bionectriaceae.